Messenger RNA from Leptopilina boulardi, 1165 nucleotides. RefSeq lists its product as uncharacterized. The coding region runs from base 96 to 1118 and encodes 340 amino acids. The transcript has 6 exons. The record is from RefSeq and is a predicted model, not a curated record. NCBI's taxonomy places the organism in Eukaryota, Metazoa, Arthropoda, Insecta, Hymenoptera, Figitidae.
GGCGGUAUUUUAUUUCUUUCAAUCCUCACGUGCUCUCGCCAAGUUCCUGUUGCGUAUCCAAAAUUUUGUGGUGCUUUUUUAAAUAUAAUUUAAAAAUGUCAGAGGACGACAGUGAGAAGUUUGCCUACGUGCGUUUUUGUAAGAGUCUAGAGUUUAAAAUCGUUGCCGAUAAGGACAUUGAACAUUUUGAUUUUAAUAACAUUGAUUUGAAAAAAAUUCAACGUGUGCGCGGAAGUGAUAAUAAAUUUCAUCGUGCCCAAAUUUUCUUCAUAUCAGAUUCUGUAGAUGAUGUGAAGGAGCAGAUUGAAAGCGGUGGCCGCUUAAAAUUUUUAACUUCAAAAAUAGACGAUACUCUGUCUCCGGACGAGGAAACGCCAUUCGAAAACAAAUUGAAAAGGAAGACUAGGAAUCAAAAGGAGAGCCCAAAAAAGCGUUUUAAACGCAGCGUUCAAAAAGAAAACUUAAACGAGAAAUUAAAAUUGUUUAAUAAAAUUUCUUUAAUUGGAAAAAAAACUCCGGAAAAAUUACAAGAAAAAGAUUGCACAUCUUCAGAAGAGGAUACGGAGGAAAUUAAUAAUAAACCUUUGCUAACAGUUAAAAAAAAUCUUUUUAAUGGCAAUAAUAAUGAAUCGAACAUAAAAAAAUUGAAACUCUCAGCUCCUAGUCUGUCGAGAGAUAAGAAAGUGGAUCACAGUGACAGUGAUGACGACACUGAGGAUGUGAUGGAUAAAACCGAGGACAAAAAUAUGAAUCUGCAGAUGAACGAGGAUCUAGAGCGUGCUGCAAAUUAUGAUUUACAAAUCAAUCCAAAUUUAGACAUGAAGAGGUAUAAAGUAUUUCGUUGUGAGAAAUCAAAAACAAGACGCAUUCAUUUGGGUGAAGGUAUAUCCCUUAGAGAAAGUGUCUUUGAUGACAUUAAGAAUCAAACAACUUGUUGCAAAUUUGUAAAAACCCUAGCCAUUGCACUUUGGUCAAGGGAAAAACUUGUCAACAGAUAUGUUCGGUCCAGUCGUCCUGGAAAAUUGGUUCAAAUCAAAGGGAGGUCUCCCCGAAAACAAUUAACACCUAAGAAGGAGAAAGUUCUCAGAAGCCCAGAAGAAUGCGACGACGAAAGAUAAAGCGAACAUUAUAAGCUAAAAACAAAUAUAUUUUAUUUAAAAAUUCA